Molecule: messenger RNA, 302 nt
Organism: Bursaphelenchus okinawaensis
Lineage: Eukaryota; Metazoa; Nematoda; Chromadorea; Rhabditida; Aphelenchoididae
Source: the annotation of a GenBank genome assembly
AUGGACAGCAUCAAGCUAACGGAGGAAGAGCGUCUUCAAAGGCAAAGUAUUUGUGACGCCGCAGGCAGGAGAGCCACCAGCACGUUGUCAGUGAACGAGAUGGAGCUGGAACGUCAGACAUAUGCGGCUAACCCCCGCAGCCCCCCUACAGAAAGUCCAGCAACAAACCGAGCUUCCGGAAGAUUCCGUAUCAAGAUGCUAUUUUUCGACUACCAGAAGGUGAGUUCUCCUAUGUUUAGCUUUCAACUCCUUCCUGUAUUUAGAUGACACAGCCUUCUGCCAGCGGGCCGAGCAGUUUCUGA